UCUGCCAAAAGAUGCCAGGACACUAUUAGGAACAGUGUGUUCCAACAGAUCUGAAAUACAGAACAAGGCUGGUGGCCAGUACUAUCAUUUUGGCCUUCUUUAAUCUAUUUCAGGGGUACUCUACAAGAACAUGGACAUUCUGAGAAACAUGAGCAAUUUGGAGCUCCAAGUGAACAUUGAUGGUCUGCCUCUCUAUAAGAGUUCAGCAAAUCAAUUCUGGCCUAUUCUCGGAACUGUUCAAAACUUGGUGCAUGAGGAACCGGUGACAAUAGGUUUAUUUUGUGGUGCUGGCAAACCUAGCUCACUGGAUGAGUAUCUCCAAGACUUCAUCUGUGAAAUAAAAUAAUUGGGUAAGGGUUUUGAAUUUGAGGGAGUUAAGUUAACACUAAAGAUUACCUCGAUGGUUUGUGACGCACCUGCACGUGCAUUUCUAAAAAAGGUCAAAGGACACACAGGCUACCAUGGGUGCGAAAAGUGCAUUCAGGAUGGCGUUUACCUGGAGAAUAGAAUGACCUUCCCCAGAAAUGACAUGCCUCUUAGAAAUGAUGAGAGUUUCAGAAAUAAAACCGAUUCAGAUCACCACCAUGGCACCUCACCCCUGGAAGAAACCUUACUGGACAUGGUCUGUGGAUUUCCCCUUGAUUACAUGCACCUUGUGUGCCUUGGAGUCAUGAGGCGGCUUCUCCUCUUGUGGCUUCGGCUGGGUCCUCUCACGUCCAGGCUGUCAGGAUUCCAAGUCUCUGUUCUGACAGAAAGAUUGCCCAUGGAAUUUGCACGCAAACCAAGGGCACUGAGGGAAAUAGAUCGAUGGAAGGCGACUGAAUUUAGACAAUUUUUAUUGUACACAGGCCCGGUUAUGCUAAAAGAUCUACUCACCACAGAGGUGUACAAAAACUUUCUGCUAUUUUUUGUUGGAAUUUUCAUCUUGAGCAGUAACAGCCUAAUUGGAGAUCACAUUGACUAUGCCAAUGAUAUUCUGCGACUAUUUGUCACACACUUUGGACAGCUAUACGGCCCCAAAUUCCUGUCCUACAAUGUUCACUGUCUUGUACAUCUUGCAGAAGAUGCAAAGCACCACGGCGUCCUCGACAACUUCAGUGCUUUCAAGUACGAGGACCACCUGCACAAGCUGAAGAGACUCCUGCGGAAACCUACAUGUCCACUGAGUCAGAUUGUAAGAAGGUUCUCUGAAAUGCAAAGGUGCAGCAAAGAAAAAGAGAAAAACAACCCACAGCUUCUCAGAAAACUACAUACAGCUGGCCCUCUAACCGAAUCUUUUCAUGGAGCUUCACAGUACAAAGAAAUAAAAACAUGCUCUUACACUCUGAAACUGGACCAGGCUAAUAGUUUGGUUUACAUUGGCAGUAAAGUUUCAAAGCUGCAAAAUAUAAUUUCAGUGAGGGAUGAAAUUUAUGUGGCCUACAGUACCUUCAACAAUCAUGAACUUUUUUGACUAUCCCCUUCCAUCCUCGGCACUUGGUAUUCAUCGAGUUGAUGACCUCUCAAGAACAACCAACUUAUUUUGUUUCAGUUCCUCUUUUACACAAACAAUAAUUAUUCUUUUUCCUUUUGAAUGUAUGUGUUUUUGUUUUGUUACAUUUAUUUUGUGUAUUUGAAUCAUGCAUAUGAACAACUGAAAUUUCAUGAAUGUUGUUAAACAUUAUGGGGCUCUAGGUUGUUGCAGCUUAAAAAAAAACCCCAAAAAAACAAAAAACAACAACAACAUGUACCCGAUAGUGGAGUUUGUGGGAGAAGGGACAACUGGACCUGUAGCAAAGUCCUGGUACCUUGGUGGCCUCCAUUCAAAGACUUGGACCGGUUGCUAAAGAGUGUCAGGAUGAUGGAGGCACCACAGCCAGAUAAAGGGUGGACCAAACAUCAGGCCAGAAUUCUGCACGAGUCAGCAUCUUUUGACAAUAUUUCCAAAAAAAUGGAAAAAGGCAUGCUACACUUCUGACAUUUCCGAAUCUGAAAUUCCUGGAAAAAGAAUUUACAAGUUAGUUGUCAAUGUUUUCUUUCAGUUGACAAACAGGGCAGUGUUAUUACCCAACUAAUCCCGCUUUGUAAAAUAAUUUAAUUCCCUGAUUUUGCUCUCGGAAAGAAAAUAUACUCAUCAGAUGAUGAGCCUCAUGAUA
Megalobrama amblycephala (Wuchang bream) is the source of this 2135-nucleotide messenger RNA. RefSeq lists its product as uncharacterized. The record is from RefSeq and is a predicted model, not a curated record. Bases 401 to 1453 code for a protein of 350 amino acids. The transcript is spliced from 2 exons. NCBI's taxonomy places the organism in Eukaryota, Metazoa, Chordata, Actinopteri, Cypriniformes, Xenocyprididae.